AACCUAUGUCGUACCUCCUCUGUGCAUAAAAUGUCUACUUUAUUCUCUAGAUAACCAUUACUAACAAGAUAGAUUCACUGGAACCAUAAGCAAAAAAUGGUAAUCAUUAGAUCUACACCUGGAUUUAUGCUGUGCAUUGUAUUUCUCCUUGAACUUGGAGUUGAAGUCCAAACAGUCCCUUCUUUGAGAUUUAACAUUCCAGCAAGGGCUCGAUUUCUAAUCAACCAGAAUUUCCUUACGGGUGAUGUAAUAACAGAUAACAUUGAAUGUAUAUCUUCAGAUAUUGAUGAUGACAUCACAUAUAGUUUUCUUGAGAAUGAGAGUAACCAAUGGUUUCGCAUCAAUUCCACGUCUGGAGUUUUGUCAAUGGCUACUGAGGCUGUGCAAUUAUCGUGCAUCAAUUGUGAUUUCCAACCCACUAUAGUCUGUGCAGCUGGCAGUUUUACAAAUGGUACAAGGAUUACUGUUUCAAACCAAUUGGAUAAUCAGUUUACACCUCAAUUUACUCUUCCAUACUUGAGCAUUGAGGUUCGGGAGGAUACUGCAGUCGGGUCAUCACUAAUUACUGUGAAUUCUACUGACAACGAUCGUGGUGAUUGUGGAGUAGUGAGAUACAUGAUCGUGUCUGGAAAUGAUCAGACACUUUUUCGAAUUGGUUAUUCUACAGGAACUCUGGAACUGGUGUCUCCAUUGGAUUAUGAAACUAGAGAUUCAUACACACUUCGUUUGCAAGUUACGAAUACUAUCUGCAUGCCCAAUCAUUUCUCAAGAAUCGAUGCUCUGCUAACUAUCAUCGAUGUGAACGAUGAGCCACCUAUGUUUGAUCCACCUGAGUAUUCGGCAACUGUAAAUGAAUUUGACAGCCAUCCAGGAAGCAGACCCAGUAAUGUUCAGCAACUGAGAUGCUCUGAUUUAGACACCCUUCCUGGGUUGAUUAAGUAUCAGAGACUGUUUACUGAAGAACCUUUUGAUAUUGAAUUCGACACUGGUGUGGUAUUCGUAACACCACAGCAUGUAUUGGACUAUGAGGAACGUAGUUUUUACAAGCUGCAGUUUAAAUGCUUUGAUUUGGGUGCUCCUGAAAUGUUCGAUAUAGCGAACCUAACCGUCCAAAUCAUACCGAUUAACGAACACUCUCCUGAACUAGCUGAACGGACUGUUUCCAUUAGUAGCAGUGAUGAUUCAUUACAUGUUGGAACAUUAAUUGCCUCAAACGUCCCUGAGUCUGAAGCACUGGUAUUCAUCAAUGCAGUAGAUAGUGAUGAGGGUGAUAAUCAUGGAGACAUUUAUUUCAAUUUUCAAAGCACUGAUCUAAGUUAUCUUGAGGAAUAUUUUCGUUUGGAUCGCAGUAGUGGUAACAUCACCCUGAUUAAGUCACUGACAUAUAGAUACUGUUUCGAGCGACCUCAGUUUGAAAGGAUCAUCCUACAGUUAGCAGUGUGUGAAGCAACUGUUGUAGACACACAAAUAUGUCCAACUUUCGACAUUAGCUUGUUUGUUACUGUGUCUGGAAAUUGUACGCCUUCAUUUGCUGAAAACAGUUAUCUAAUUCAAGUGAACGAGUCGGUGUCCAUAGGAACUGAUUUGUACAACUUUACCUGUAAUACCCCCGGAACUAUUGAUGUAGCUAACGACAAGCAUUUAAAGUUGACCGGAUCGUCUGAUGUCUUAACAUUGUUUGAUGUAGUAAAUGGCACUUUAGUACUCAGAAAUUCAUUGGACUAUGAAAACGAAAUGGAUCACAAUUUUAACAUUGAUUGCUUGGACAGAAUUAGCAAUCUAACAGCUUCAGUUUCAGUAAAUAUCGAAGUGUUGCCUUCAAAUGAUUUCGUUCCGAAAUUCACUCAACCGUUUUAUGUGUAUACCCUUGAGAAUGAGUUCUCGCACAUUGUCGGACAAGUACAAGCAGUUGAUGAGGACACUGAUUAUGGCAGCGAGCUCACGUAUAGUAUCAUGUCAGGGGAUGGUCAGUUUCUGCGAAUGGACUCCAUGGGUACGCUUUCACUAUAUGAAGACUUUAAUUCUGCUACCGUGUGCGAUAAACUAGCUGUUAUUGUUGAAGUCACGGAUGGAUUGUAUACUGACCAAACAAUGGUACUUGUCAACUUAACAUUUUUAAGCACGGCUGAAAACACAGAAUUUGAUUCUGGUGUAAAAAUUGGAAAAUGUGAUGAAUUCUGCAUUGCUUUUGCAGCGACACUCAUCAUUUUGAUUCUGUCAGUAUUUGUACACAUAAUGACAGUCAUACUGCUAGUACUCUGCUAUCGAAGGAAGCAACGUGAACUUGUUUCUAAAAUCCAAAGCAGUAUCCUUGAAAGGACCAACUCAUUAAGACACAGUAACACGGAGACAUCACAUUACAGCAAAGUAAACGAGACAACGACAGUGCCAUGUCCCAUGUACUCUACUGUGUCAACUUCAGAGGAUACCUACCACUAUGCUACGACUGGACGAAGAUGUGCUAAUUUAAAGCUCCCCCCUGUACCGUCUGGACUACUUGAGCAGCCAUUGAAAAACCCCUCUAUCAAGUCCGAGUUGGAAGAAUAUUUGGAAAUGCAAUCGGUAAACCCGGGCCAAAGAGCAAGGUGUAGCUCUGACCCAUCAAUGCUGGCUCAGCGAUAUCAUCUGGACGAACGAGAUGCUGAGGGCUUAAGGAAGAUGGUGCCAUUACUGGUGGGUGAGGGAGAGAAAAAGAGCGAUUUGUUGGAUGGACAACGAGUAUCAAUCGAUAACAUUUAUGACUUCAUUGCUUCCUAAAAAAUUUCACAACUUUUGUAGUUAGAUAUUGUAUGCAUUCUCAUGAUGAUCAAGUAUAAUUAUUAUUAUAGCUAUAGCUUUUUUUAAACUACCCAUGCAUGCCAUAAAUAGUUAUUGAUGCAUUUUAUAUUUUCAUUGAACAUUAUUUUGUUGAGAUGUGUUCCUUACCUGUCAUGAAAAAUGAAUUUCUCUCAGCUUUAAAACUUAAGUAAAGCCAAGAGAACCUGAAUAUGAAGUGAUUGUUCAAUGAAUACUUAUGAAUGAAAAAAAAUGGCAAACUGCAACUAGCAGUGCCACUGGAAGUGUUUGAAGAAAGGAGAGUUGGGACUGCAGCUACGAGCCUAAGAAGGAGUAGAUACAGCUAUUACACCAAGGGUCUCUCACCGAGCGCGGCGGCUACAGGAGUGACUGACACACAGACCGUACAGAGAGCACACAAACAGACACACACUAACAGAUCAGCCAA
This is a messenger RNA of Halichondria panicea, 3223 nucleotides long. RefSeq names its product cadherin EGF LAG seven-pass G-type receptor 2-like. The coding region runs from base 97 to 2757 and encodes 886 amino acids. NCBI's taxonomy places the organism in Eukaryota, Metazoa, Porifera, Demospongiae, Suberitida, Halichondriidae. The record is from RefSeq and is a predicted model, not a curated record. Gene Ontology annotation, biological process: homophilic cell-cell adhesion. Gene Ontology annotation, molecular function: cadherin binding; calcium ion binding. The transcript is spliced from 4 exons. Gene Ontology annotation, cellular component: catenin complex; membrane.